This is a messenger RNA of Lytechinus variegatus (green sea urchin), 1680 nucleotides long. Its product is annotated as beta-1,3-galactosyltransferase 5-like. Gene Ontology annotation, molecular function: hexosyltransferase activity. NCBI's taxonomy places the organism in Eukaryota, Metazoa, Echinodermata, Echinoidea, Temnopleuroida, Toxopneustidae. The record is from RefSeq and is a predicted model, not a curated record. The transcript has 2 exons. The coding region runs from base 1 to 1275 and encodes 424 amino acids. Gene Ontology annotation, cellular component: membrane.
AUGCAGGUUGCAAUGAGGUGCAGCUCAAAGUUCAUACUGACUGUGAUUGUACUCGUCAACAUUCUCUUUAUUUGUUUGCUGCAGUUUCUCUUCCUUUCACGAUCUCCACAAAAGUCGUCUUUCUCGACAUCACUAUUUUCCUCAAUACCACUCGCAUCGUCGUCAUCAAACAAGACAGCAGGAAAAGCUCGGUCUACUAAUAACAAAGCUGUGCCGUUUUCAGAUCAAAAUGCCAUAAUUCAUUUCGAAGAAAGAAGCGACUUAACUCAGGGUAACAAGAUUAAAGAAACAAUCAAAAGACCUCUUAGACGACCAACCAUGACCAAAGAACAACUCGUGAUAGUAGAUGAAAUGAAAAAGAAAAUUGCAGCACAGCAGACGACAUUAAAUCAUAUCUCUCGAGAAAAAGAUAGAAAUGGAAACCCUGUUGAAAUUUUGAUAUCCCCUGAGAGGUUUUGUCAACCUUCUUCCCCUGUUAUCAACUUGGCGCGCCGUCUCCUGGUCAUCAUGGUUACGUCACACACACAAAAAGCCCGAGUUCGAAAGGCAAUACGCCAAACUUGGGCUGAUGUACCUGAAGUAAAAUCGGGUCAAGUUCACGUUGUUUAUUUGCUUGGUACGAUGGUUGAAAACGAUGGACAGUCACCAUUCUUGGUCGAACACGAAGCCAAAGAGUAUGAUGAUAUCAUCCAGGGAGCCUUUGAAGACACCUACGAGAACCUCCCAGUCAAGACAUUAAUGGGACUGCAGUGGGCGGCGACACAGUGUGGAAGCUCGUUCAAGUUCUUCAUGAAAACGGAUUCGGAUGUAUACGUCAACAUUCCAAAGCUUGCAACGUAUCUAGACGGAUACAGGAAUUGGGCAAAACCUUAUGCCAUGGGGAGAAAGUGGGUUAAUGUGAAACCAAUUCGAUUACAACUCCACAAAUGGUUUGUUCCUGAGCAUGAAUACCCUGGGAGCACCUAUCCACCUUACCUUGGAGGAUCAGCCUAUGUGAUUACUUCAGUAGCUAUCAGAAUGGCCUUUCACGAGGCUCGAUCAACCAAGCUCGUUCGACUGGAGGACCUGUUUGUCGGGAUAUGUUUUCAGAAAGCAGGGGUUCAACUCGAUGAUGAGCCGCGAUUCCGCAUAUCCCUCUAUAAUGUUGUUUCCCGACCCUGCCAAAUCCUUUCACUUUUCACGCUUCAUGGAGUUAAAUUCUUCAAUUUCAAACUUCUUAAAAAGACACAAGAUCACCCAAACACGUGUCCCAAUAAUGGAACAUCCAUAGACUGAGCAAAACAAAUGCCAACCUACUGAUGGUGUGAGCAUGCACAUGAUCAGGUGGUCCCUCAAGUUGGGAGCAAUUGUUGCAUGUUGGUCACCUUGAUUCAAAAUUGCAAUAUCUAGAAAUAUCACAUUUGAAACAAAAAUCUCGGCAACUGAAGGAGACAUUGUUAGAGACACGUUUACUUUUACUCAUUAUUGUACUGUAUUUCAACUCCAAUAUUAUCGCUGGCGACCCCCAAGAAUAUGACUCGGGAGGGUAGGUCAUGUCCACUUGCACCGGCCCCUGUAAUUGAUGGUGCCAUAUCAUAAAACACUCGACGAACUAUUCCCAAUGUGCCUGACAGUUAUUUAUUGGGAAACGUGAUGGUGAUAAUGCUCUAUAAAUGGAACAUACUCCCGGAAUAUACCUAG